AUGACUCCCAAAAUCUUUCGCAAGCGCCAUCAGGCCGAGGAAAUCACCCCCAUCCCGGCCUACGCCGCCGACCUCGACGUCGCCGGCAUGGAGCAGCUCAAGCACCUCCACGAGUUUGAAAAGAUGCACAAGUUUGACCCCAACUUUCCCAUUGACGAGCUCAACGACCUCGAUGCCGCCAUUGCCACGUGCAACGCCGAAAAGGGCAUCGAGAUUGAGCACGCCCUCAUGGAGGACAACAGCCCCUACCCCGAGGUCCGCGCCGUCGUCCGCAACUACGACGUCGACCUCCCUGCCAACACUGUCCGCGCCUGGGUCAUUGGCAUGUUUCUCUGCACACUCGGCUCCGGCAUCAACAUGCUCUUCUCCCUCCGCGAUCCCACCAUUACCAUCAAUACCUAUGUCAUUCAGCUCAUCGCCUACCCCAUCGGUCGCGGCUGGGAUCUCAUCAUGCCCGAUCGCGUCUGGAAUCUUUUUGGUCUCAAAUUCAACCUGCGCCCUGGCAAAUUCAACUUCAAGGAACACGCCUCCUAUGCUGGCGGCGUCUUGUAUGCCACAGAUGUUCUCCUGACCCAGCGCAUAUUCUACAAGCAGACCUUUAGCUACGCCUUUCAGAUGCUCUUUGGAAUCACCACCCUCUGCACCGGCUACGGUCUCGCCGGCCUUGCCCGUCGGUUCCUCGUAUGGCCCGCCGCCAUGAUCUGGCCUGCCGAUCUCGUCAACUGUGCCCUCUUUUACAGUCUGCACGACCACUCACCUUCAGAUCCAGCAAAGACAAACGGCUGGUCCAUUGGCCGCUACCGCCUUUUCCUCAUCAUUGGCACCUCGGCCUUUGUCUGGUACUGGUUCCCGGGCUGGAUCUUCCAGGGACUCUCCUACUUUACCUGGAUUUGCUGGAUCGCUCCCAACAAUGUCAUCAUCAACAAGAUUUUUGGUGCUGCUCAUGGUUACGGUCUCAUGCCUAUCACCUUUGAUUGGACCGUCAUCAGCGGCUACGUCGGUUCGCCCCUCAUUCCGCCCUUUCACGCCAUCUUCAACGUCAUCCUCGGCGUCUUGGCCACCUUUGUCUUUCUCUCCUGCGGAAUCCAUUUUAGCGGCACCUGGUUCUCCAAGUACCUUCCUGUCCAGUCUGGCGACUCGUUCGACAACAUGGGCAAAGACUACAACGUCACUCGCAUCCUUGAUGCCAACUUCAAGUUCAACGAGACUGCCUACCACCAAUACUCUCCGCUAUUCCUCCCAACUCAGUUUGCGCUCGCAUACGGUACAUCCUUUGCCGCAGUAUCCGCCGUCCUGAUUCAUGUUGCUCUCUACCAUGGACGGGAAAUUUGGGAUCAGUUUAAGAUGGCGCGUCAUCAGGAGGAUGAUGUCCACAUGCGUCUCAUGAAAAAGUACCGUGAUGCCGAGGACUGGUGGUAUGCCGCCCUUUUUGUCGUCAUGUUGGCCAUCUCAUUCGGAGUCGUUGCCGGCUGGGACACGGGUUUCCCGGCCUGGGCCUUUGUCGUCUGUAUUCUGCUUCCCAUCAUCUGGCUCAUCCCCAUUGGUCUCGUCCAGGCCAUUACCAACAUGCAGCUUGGUCUCAACGUCUUGACCGAGUUCAUCAUUGGUUACAUGGUUCCCGGACGUCCUCUCGCCAUGAUGAUGUUUAAGAAUUACGGCUAUGUAUCCAUGUCUCAGGCCCUCUACUUUGCCCAGGAUCUCAAGCUUGGCCACUACAUGAAGGUUCCUCCCCGAGUCAUGUUUGCCUCACAGCUUAUUGCUUCCAUCUGGUCCGCCAUUGUGCAAAUCCUGCUCAUGAACUGGGCCCUCGACAAUAUCCCCGAUGUCUGCUCGCGCGACCAGAAAGACAGGUUUACCUGCCCUGGCGGCCGCGUCUUUUACACGGCCUCUGUUAUCUGGGGCGCCAUUGGUCCCGCUCGCAUCUUCAGCCAUGGUGCCAUUUAUUCGUCUCUGCAAUGGUUCUGGCUCGUCGGCGCCGUUACCCCGGUUCUCACCUGGCUCUUAGCCCGCCGUUGGCCCAAGUCAUUCUUGCGCUACAUCAACACGCCCCUCAUCUUUGGAGGUGCCGGCCAGAUUCCUCCAGCCUCGGUCUACAUUUACCUCUGCUGGGGUAUUGUUGGAGUUGUUUUCAACUUUUUCAUCAGACGCCGCUACACAGGCUGGUGGCUCCAGUACAACUACAUCACCUCUGCGGCGCUCGACUGCGGCCUCAUUGUCUGCACGCUUGUCAUCUUCUUUACGCUGUAUUUGACAAAGACGAUGGCACCGCAAUGGUGGGGUAAUACCACGGCAUUGAGCACACUUGAUCGCCGCGGCACCGCGAUUUUCACGCAACUGCCUCCGGGCGAAACGUUUGGCCCUAGCACUUGGCGCUAA
Beauveria bassiana ARSEF 2860 is the source of this 2376-nucleotide messenger RNA. RefSeq names its product OPT family small oligopeptide transporter. The transcript has 2 exons. NCBI's taxonomy places the organism in Eukaryota, Fungi, Ascomycota, Sordariomycetes, Hypocreales, Cordycipitaceae. Gene Ontology annotation, molecular function: oligopeptide transmembrane transporter activity. The coding region runs from base 1 to 2376 and encodes 791 amino acids. Gene Ontology annotation, biological process: transmembrane transport. The record is from RefSeq and is a predicted model, not a curated record.